ACAUAUCUGGUCAACUACUUGAAUGAAGGCCAAGAACUGAUUAAGAAAAAUCGGGCUGAGGUACAGCGUUUAUCGGAGGAGACUGCACGUAACCGCGAAGUCGUUCGGCGAUUGGCCACUCAGUAA
This is a messenger RNA of Protopolystoma xenopodis, 126 nucleotides long. The record is from the annotation of a GenBank genome assembly. Lineage: Eukaryota; Metazoa; Platyhelminthes; Monogenea; Polystomatidea; Polystomatidae.